CUCUUGGAAACCCAAAUAGAUCCUUCACCCUCUGACACCAUGGUCAACUCCUGUUGUGGCUCUGUGUGCUCUGACCAAGGCUGUGGCCAAGACCUCUGCCAGGAGACCUGCUGCUGCCCCAGCUGCUGUCAGACCACCUGCUGCAGGACCACCUGCUACCGCCCCAGCUACAGUGUGUCCUGCUGCUGCAGACCCCAGUGCUGCCAGUCUGUGUGCUGCCAGCCCACCUGCUGCCGCCCCAGAUGCUGCAUCUCCAGCUGCUGUCGCCCCAGCUGCUGUGUGUCCAGCUGCUGCAAGCCCCAGUGCUGCCAGUCUGUGUGCUGCCAGCCCACCUGCUGCCGCCCUAGCUGCUGCAUCUCCGGCUGCUGUCGCCCCAGCUGCUGUGUGUCCAGCUGCUGCAAGCCCCAGUGCUGCCAGUCUGUGUGCUGCCAACCCAACUGCUGCCACCCCAGCUGCAGCAUCUCCAGCUGCUGCCGCCCCUCUUGCUGUGAAUCCAGCUGCUGCCGCCCCUGCUGCUGCCUGCGUCCAGUCUGUGGCCGAGUCUCCUGCCACACCACUUGCUAUCGCCCAACCUGUGUCAUCUCCACCUGCCCCCGCCCCAUGUGCUGUGCCUCCUCUUGCUGCUGAGCCCACUGCCCUGGCUCAUCUCUCCCUUCACCGCUGGUCCACAAAUGUAGACCAUUCUUCUGUGCUGAAUAUUAGGGCACAUGGAGUGGGAUUGAUGUCAUUCAGCAGGGCGGACUUCGUGUUUCCAAUGAGCCCAUCACCAUCCCGCUGACUCUGUGAGAACAUUCUGGUUCAUUUUAAACUCCCUCCCUUGCUUUCUUUUUCUUCCCGUCAUGGCACCAAAUACGAAUUAAUUUGUAAUCCACUAGCUAAGAAAUAAUUCCAAUCCUCUAAAUUCCUCAUUUUUAAAAAUCAUUUUGAGCCUACAGAAUAUCCAUCCCAGUGAGGUACACAUUAUCUCCCUUUCAAACAUACUAUUUGUCUGUCAGCCUUUCAGUCAUUCUUUUCUCUUGGAAAGGUAGGAGGCUACCCCUCCCGUGCUCUCCCGCUUUUUGCCUGCUCUCUCUUUCUCUCUCUGUUCAAGUUUGCCAGAAUUUUUCUAUUUUAUUAGUUCUUUAUCUUUAUUGUGUUCACAAAAUAUAUUGUAUUAAACUUUUCAUUUAGAAA
Messenger RNA from Pan troglodytes (chimpanzee), 1173 nucleotides. RefSeq names its product keratin associated protein 4-8 (gene KRTAP4-8). Bases 40 to 627 code for a protein of 195 amino acids. The transcript has a single exon. Lineage: Eukaryota; Metazoa; Chordata; Mammalia; Primates; Hominidae. The record is from RefSeq and is a predicted model, not a curated record. Gene Ontology annotation, cellular component: keratin filament.